Sorex fumeus (smoky shrew) is the source of this 2845-nucleotide messenger RNA. It is a transcript of the gene PPP1CB, whose product is annotated as protein phosphatase 1 catalytic subunit beta. The transcript has 9 exons. The coding region runs from base 185 to 1168 and encodes 327 amino acids. Gene Ontology annotation, cellular component: cytoplasm; nucleus. The record is from RefSeq and is a predicted model, not a curated record. Gene Ontology annotation, molecular function: protein serine/threonine phosphatase activity. Gene Ontology annotation, biological process: circadian regulation of gene expression; regulation of circadian rhythm. Lineage: Eukaryota; Metazoa; Chordata; Mammalia; Eulipotyphla; Soricidae.
UGGCGCGGCGGUAGCGGCAGCGGCGGCGGCGGCGGCGGGCGGGCCGGGCGGUGCGGAGCGGCGGCGGCGCUGCGGGUGGGGCGGUCGGCGGCGCUGGUGAGGGGACGCCGAGCCGCCGGCGCAGCCGCUGCCGCCACCACAAGCCCUUGUUCCCGCUGCCAGAGGGAGCCGCGGGCGCGACAAGAUGGCGGACGGGGAGCUGAACGUGGACAGCCUCAUCACCCGCCUGCUGGAGGUACGAGGAUGUCGACCUGGGAAGAUUGUGCAGAUGACUGAAGCUGAAGUUCGAGGCCUGUGUAUCAAGUCUCGGGAGAUCUUUCUCAGCCAACCAAUUCUUUUGGAAUUGGAAGCACCGCUGAAAAUUUGUGGAGAUAUUCAUGGACAGUAUACAGAUUUGCUGCGGUUAUUUGAAUAUGGAGGCUUCCCACCAGAAGCCAACUAUCUUUUCCUAGGAGAUUAUGUGGACAGAGGAAAGCAGUCUUUGGAAACCAUUUGUUUGCUAUUGGCUUAUAAAAUCAAAUAUCCAGAGAAUUUCUUUCUUUUAAGAGGAAACCAUGAAUGUGCUAGCAUUAAUCGUAUAUAUGGAUUCUAUGAUGAAUGCAAACGGAGGUUUAAUAUAAAAUUGUGGAAGACCUUCACUGAUUGUUUUAACUGUCUGCCUAUAGCUGCCAUUGUCGAUGAGAAGAUCUUCUGUUGUCAUGGAGGACUGUCACCAGACCUGCAAUCUAUGGAACAGAUUCGGAGAAUUAUGAGACCCACUGAUGUCCCUGAUACAGGUUUGCUCUGUGAUUUAUUGUGGUCUGAUCCAGAUAAGGAUGUACAGGGCUGGGGAGAAAAUGAUCGUGGUGUUUCCUUUACUUUUGGAGCUGAUGUAGUCAGUAAAUUUCUGAAUCGUCAUGAUUUAGACUUGAUUUGUCGAGCUCAUCAGGUGGUGGAAGACGGAUAUGAGUUUUUUGCUAAACGACAGUUGGUAACCCUAUUUUCAGCCCCAAAUUACUGUGGCGAGUUUGAUAAUGCUGGUGGAAUGAUGAGUGUGGAUGAGACUUUGAUGUGUUCGUUUCAGAUAUUGAAACCGUCUGAAAAGAAAGCUAAGUACCAGUAUGGUGGACUGAAUUCAGGACGUCCGGUCACUCCACCUCGAACAGCUAAUCCACCGAAGAAAAGGUGAAGAAAAGGAGCUUGAAAGAAACCAUCAGCUUUGUUAAGGACAUACUUCAUAAUAUAUAAGUGUGCACUGUAAAACAUCCAGCCAUUUGACACCCUUUAUGAUGUCACACCUUUAACUUGAAGGAGACGGGUAAAGGAUCUUAAAUUUUUUUCUAAUAGAUGUGCUACACUGUAUUGUAAUAAGUAUACUCUGUUAUAAUACUCAACAAAGUUCAAUCCAAAUUCAAAAUUACCCAUUCAAGUUACAUUUUCACGUAUCACACUUUUUUAAAGUUGAGAAGCAUCCCAGUAAACUAGAUGUGAUAGUUAAUGCAGAUGAAAGCAUGAUGAUCCAUCUGUGUAAUGUGGUUUUAGUGUUUGCUUGGUUGUUUAAUUAUUUUGGGCUUGUUUUAUUUUGUUUGUUUUUGCUAGAAAAAUGGCAAGUAUUUUAAUUUUUCCCUAAUCAUUUUAAAAAGUGAAAUGUGGGAAGGAAAUGUUUUUAAAAGUGAAAUGUGGCUUUAAAGACAUUCAGACAUUCACUAUUAUUUUCUCUGAUAUUCUCAUGUACCCAAUCUUAUUAAGGAAACUGCUUCAUUACAUUAAAAGGAAUUGAGAAAAAAAAAAUUUAAUGUGGAAACUUCAGUCUGGUGAUUUAAUCAAACAGUUUGGGCAAACUCUACAGCUGACAGUAAAUAUUUCGCUUUAUACAGAAGUUGCCACUGAUUUUGAAUUUGUGCACUCUAAUAUUUAACUUAUUGAUGCUCUAUUGUGCAGUAGCAUUUCAUUUAAGAUAAGGCUCAUAGUAUUACCCAACUAGUUGGUAAUGUGAUUAUGUGGUACCUUGGCUUUAGGUUUUAAUUCGCACGCAACACCUUUUUGGCAUGCUUAACUUGGUAACACCCUCACCUGCAUUGGUUUUGUUUUUUGGGUUUUUGUUAUUUUUUGAUUUUAGAUCCAUGGAACAGGAGAAUCCUUUUUUGACAAGCCUUGGAGAGCUGACAAUUUUUUCCCCCUCCCUCUAAAAAGGAUAUAUUUAAAUGAAUGCUGGUCAGUGGGACAUUAUGUCAACUGUGGGUAUUGGGUGCUUAACUGUCUAAUAUUGCCACGUGAAUGUUGUAUACGAUUGUAAGGCUUAUGUCACUAAAGAUUUUUAUUCUGAUUUUUCAUGAUCAAAGUUCAUUAUGAUAAUGUAUAGACAUGCUUUGUAGUGACUAGUAGCAAUAAUUUCUGUACAUGAUCAAGGGUUUAUUGCACCAUUUCUUUUUUUUUUUUUUCCUUAAGAGUUGGUAUUAACAAAAGACAAGUAGAAAAGCCAACAAAGAUUUUAGGAGGACAUUCAGGACAAAGAUUUGUUGAUUGUUUGGAUGCAACACUUUCGGAUGUGAUGCUAAAAACUUAUUGAGCAUUGUCAAAUUUGUAAGCUUCACAAGGUGGACAUCAUAUUUAUAAUGCCCUUAUAUAUGUGCUACCAUAGAUGUGAAAUUCCUGACCUUAAUGUUGUCUUUGAAAAUGUUGAAUUGAGAAUUCUGUUAACUUACAUUUUAUGAAUUGGCAUAUUAUAUUACUGCAAGAGAUUUGGUUUUCAGCACAGUGCAAAGUUCUUUCAAAUGCAUAUGUCUUUUUUUCUAAUUCCAUUUUGUUCUAAAGCACAUUUUAAAUGUAGUUAUCUCAUUUAGUAAAAGUUGUCUAAUUGAUAUGA